AUGAUGACGUGCCGUCUGCUGUGCGCCCUGUUGGUGCUUGCCCUGUGCUGCUGCUGCCCGUCCGUGUGCGGGGCAGAUUCUACGGAGGACAUUAUUGUUGUUGAUCUUGAAGAUGAAGAACAAGUCAGCGGUAUACCGCCUCUUCCACAACAGCCACCAGUUGCCGAUGACAAGGCUAAUAUUCAAGCUGUUGGAAAUGACUCCGGUCAAUCGCCCCUCCUAUUAGAGAGAGCGCAGGGGAAAGGUCAUUCAGAUCCUUCAACGAGGCCCGUUGGAAAGUCGGGAAAUGGUGGCGGUGAGGGAUCAGGAUCUAGCAGUACGGGAACGAAUCCAAAUGAGGUGUCCAAUACGUUACAGGCAGGUGGUAAUAAGGGUACGACAGGGUUACCCAGUGACAAGAGACUAUCCGAAGAACCGGCAAAUAGUGAGUCUGAAGAUUCUACCGAGGAGACCACUACCACCACAACAAAGGCACCAAGCACGACCACCACCACUACAACACAGGCACCGAGUACUACGACUACAGAGGCGCCAACUACGACGACCACCCGCGCACCGUCACGUCUUCGCGAAAUCGACGGCAGCCUCAGCAGCUCUGCGUGGGUGUGUGCCCCGCUGCUGCUCGCCGCAUCCGCGCUGGCGUACACCGCUCUGGGCUGA
This is a messenger RNA of Trypanosoma cruzi, 660 nucleotides long. RefSeq names its product mucin TcMUCII, putative. Lineage: Eukaryota; Euglenozoa; Kinetoplastea; Trypanosomatida; Trypanosomatidae. The coding region runs from base 1 to 660 and encodes 219 amino acids. The record is from RefSeq and is a predicted model, not a curated record. The transcript has a single exon.